Molecule: messenger RNA, 1803 nt
Organism: Phalaenopsis equestris
Lineage: Eukaryota; Viridiplantae; Streptophyta; Magnoliopsida; Asparagales; Orchidaceae
Product: peptide-N4-(N-acetyl-beta-glucosaminyl)asparagine amidase A-like
Exons: 1
Coding region: 1-1803 (600 amino acids)
Cellular component (GO): vacuole
Source: RefSeq, a predicted model, not a curated record
AUGUCCACAACAAUCACGCUUCUGCUCAUUCUGCUUUUCGGCACCGGCUUCGCCGCAUUUGCAUUUCCCGCCCCGCCGUCGCCAGCAUCCCCAGGCAACUCUACAUUGGAAUACAUUGACCCCACCCUCCCCCCUCUCCACAUAACCCACAACCCCAAAUGCUCCAUCACCAUUCUACAACAUGUCAUCGCCGACACCACCGGCGCUCCGCCAGUCUCCGUCCCAUACUACCCGCCGGCGGACUGCCCGGCCCCCUGGUCUCGUGUCAUCCUCGAACUCUCCGGCUCUGCUUCUGAUAUUCAAAAGGACCGCAUUGCCGCCAUCUGGCUCUCCGGUGCAGAACUCCUCCGCACCUCCACUCCCUUCGCCCUAUCCUCCGGCGUUUUCUGGCGCGUACAGAAGGAUGUUACUCACUACACCUCGCUGCUGCGUAGCCCCUCUCCCGAAGACAACUCUACCGACGCAGAAGCCGCAGCAGCCGCCCCCGCCACCUUCUCCAUGAUGUUGGAGAACUCCAACGCAACUUAUCCUGGCGUCUACACCGUCAACGUCUCCCUCCACUUCUACCGCGGCGCAGUUGCACAAAUAAACUCUCAUCCCAUAAUCAAGGGUCUUUAUCGUGAACCCGCCGACCUCAUCCUUCCUAUCUCCAACGAUGUUGGAGAAUGUGGGCCAGGGUACUGGUUCAAACUCCAUAACAGCUCCCAGAUCCUGUUAACAUCUCUUUCCAUUCCCAACAAUACGUACCGAGCCGUGCUUGAGCUCUACGUCUCACACCACGAUGAGGACGAGUAUUGGUAUGCUAAUCCCCUGCGCUCCACCGGAGAAACCAAAAUCAUGUCUUUGUCUUCUUCUUCUUCUUCUUCUUCCUCUCUCUUUCACUCGAAAGCCAAUGGAGCAUUCAGACAAGUAGAACUGACUAUCGACAAGCUCUACGCCGGUGGGGUGGUGCCAUUCCCAGUGAUUUAUCCCGGCUCCAUUAACCCAUUUUUCUGGGCUCCAGUCGCUGGGAUCGCCGCAUAUGACUUACCUUCAUACGACCUCGAUCUGACCCCUUUCGUUGGACUCCUUGUUGAUGGCCGGGAACAUGAUUUCAGCCUAAUCAUCCGCGAUAGCCAGCCAUUUUGGCUUGUCUCAGGUAACCUCCAUCUCUGGCUCGACGCUUGGUCGGACAGAGUGGAAGGCGCUCUAGUGCGGCAUAGAGUGCCUCCACUGCGGCUCAGCCGGCAAGCCGACUGGCGGGGGAAGGACGGCAAGUCUUCCAUUGAUGGGCAACUCAUAGUACGAUUCUCUGGCUGGGUGAGUUCAUCGAAGGGGAAUGUUUCAACAAGCAUACGACAGAGGCUAAAGUUCAAAAGUAGGGUAGAGAUGCAGGGGAAAGGAGUGGUAAAGCAAGCGGCAAUGGAGGUGAAGUCGAGGACAGACGUUAGGGCAAGCUUGAACAGGGCAGUGGUGGGGAGAGCGAGCGUGAGCAUCGAGGCACCGUUGCUGGUGACGAUAGAGAGGGCAAAUGGAGGCGGAGGGACAGUGUUGGAGAGGACGAAGAUUUUCCAUGGAAUGACAGAGGGGAGGAGUGUGGGAGGGAAGGGGGAGAUGGAGUUUAGUGAGUUGGCGGAUAGGCAGGAUUCAGAAGGAUCGGUGUUAGUUGGGGAAGACGGAAUGGUUUGGGGGAGCGGAGAUACGAGUUCGAUGUAUAAGUUUAGGGAUGAGAAAGCUUGUUAUUUAAGGACGGUGAAGGUUGUGGGAGGGAGAAUGAAGGAGGAUGUAGAGACAGCGUCCUGCGCCGGCGUGGCUGAGAUGUAG